Glarea lozoyensis ATCC 20868 is the source of this 681-nucleotide messenger RNA. RefSeq lists its product as uncharacterized. NCBI's taxonomy places the organism in Eukaryota, Fungi, Ascomycota, Leotiomycetes, Helotiales, Helotiaceae. The transcript has a single exon. The record is from RefSeq and is a predicted model, not a curated record. Bases 1 to 681 code for a protein of 226 amino acids.
AUGCUCGACCGUCCAAUGCCCGCGCAGCUGAAUUACAUCCUUGACCCAGAUUGGCGUGAAAGACUGAUGGUCACAACGUUCAACUACAGAGACGUAAAAGAGUAUACUUAUAUCCGCGCACCCGACGACCCAGAAGACGAAGCCGAGCACUGCCUCCGCAUGAGACGCUGCGGCGCCGAUGCACUCCUCUACAACGUUACAACCCAUGUCCUGCAAGAACGUCUCUCCGCUGCCUCCGCCAUGCAAAUCAUGGGAUGGCCUUCCAGCGGCGGGGUUUGGAUGUAUCGCGUCCCGCAGAGCUGGUAUGCCGGCAAAAGUCUUGAGGAGCGAUUCGCGGGUGCGCCACCAUAUUCGCAGAUGGGUUUGGAUAAUCCUGCUGUGAUGUUGGAGAAAGUAAACGGAGAUUUGCGGGGAUGUGGGGGUAUGGAUGAGUUUUGUGAGGUUUUGAGGGGGUAUGGAGGGGUGUAUUUUGGAGAUGUUAGGAAGUGUAGGGCUGUUGUGGGGUUGAGACUUGUGGAUGCUAGGGGGAGUGGGGAGUUUGUGAAGUGGGUUUUUGAGAGGUUGGGGGAUGAGGAUACGAGGUUAAUGAGUUCUACGACGAGGUAUAUUGGGACGACGAAGGUUUGGGAUCCGAAUGGAAGUAAGGAGUUUUUGGAGGGGGAGGAAGAUGAGGAGUUUUAG